Messenger RNA from Carcharodon carcharias (great white shark), 2357 nucleotides. RefSeq names its product histone H3.3A. Gene Ontology annotation, molecular function: DNA binding; protein heterodimerization activity; structural constituent of chromatin. Lineage: Eukaryota; Metazoa; Chordata; Chondrichthyes; Lamniformes; Lamnidae. The transcript is spliced from 4 exons. Gene Ontology annotation, cellular component: nucleosome. The coding region runs from base 127 to 537 and encodes 136 amino acids. The record is from RefSeq and is a predicted model, not a curated record.
GUGUGGGCGACGGCAACGUCAGCGCGUCGUAACGUCUGGGUAUAAAUAGCGGAAUCGGCCUCGGCUCGCGGACUAUAGCGAGUUAUAGCGGAGGAGUAAGUUGUUGAAGGAGUACUUAAAGGCAAGAUGGCUCGAACAAAACAGACAGCCCGUAAGUCCACAGGAGGCAAAGCACCCAGGAAACAGCUGGCAACCAAAGCAGCAAGAAAGAGUGCACCAUCUACUGGCGGAGUGAAGAAGCCUCAUCGCUACAGGCCUGGCACUGUUGCACUGAGAGAAAUUCGGCGAUACCAGAAAUCCACAGAAUUGCUGAUUCGCAAACUGCCCUUCCAGCGUCUGGUGCGUGAGAUUGCACAGGAUUUCAAGACUGAUCUGAGAUUCCAGAGUGCUGCGAUUGGUGCAUUACAGGAGGCGAGUGAGGCAUACCUGGUCGGUCUCUUUGAGGAUACAAACCUGUGCGCCAUCCAUGCCAAGCGAGUAACCAUCAUGCCAAAGGAUAUUCAGCUAGCUCGCAGGAUACGUGGAGAAAGAGCUUAAUUGGAGCAUGAUCGUUCCAUCAGCAAUGGACAGCGGGACCUUUUUUAAUAUCGCAGAUUUUACAGAUAUUGUCAGGAUAUGGACUUUUAAGGAGUGAAAAUGUGCAAAUGGAAUAUGUGGUAUUCACUGUUUUUAUUCAAUUUUCUAAAGUUUAAUAGGGUGGGUGGUUAAACUGGGAGGGGAGCCCUUACUGUUAUCUUAAAAAAUAAAUUAAACCGUAGCUAAAUUGGAACCGAUCUGUUUCCACUUGUCAUUCGCAUGAGGUGCAAGUGGAAAGUCCCCAUUGCUCCUCAGCACUUAAGUUUUUUGUUUUGUAUUAUACUUGGGUUUUCUAUCAGACUAUUUCCUAGAGCAUUUUGUACUAGUCAACUGAAAGGAAUGUACUGGGGAAAAUGCUUCCUAAAUAUUGUGUCAUUCCGUUGGUAACUCAGGAGGAAUUGAUGCAGUCUUACACCAAGUAAAUUGCAUUGAUCUUUUGUACAUCAAGCUGGAGUGUACAGCUUGGCAGCUAUCUACCUAUUUAUGCAUUGUUUUUCACAUCGAUCUGUUUUUUGGGGAGGGGGGAAGUUAUUAAUUCAUCUAUUAUUAAAUUGUUUAUGGACUCGUGUUGCUUUUUGUUCUCAUGCAAACAAGUGGUUUUACAUUGGGAUAAUGCAGAUAGGGGCUAGUUUGAAUUCUGGAUUGAGUAGAUAGUCUGUGCAGUUCUCAUAACUGAAUGUUUAGCUGUUAGUUUGCUGAAUUGCAUUCAUUGUUGGAGACGAAGUGCUGCUCCUUUGUGAUGUGUUCCUGCCUAGACUGGGGGCUGAUUGUACAUAUGGGAAUUGUAUAAUAUAAGUUCUUGGUGAUAUCCCAUGGGCUAUGAUUGUAACAGUGCAGUUGCCUGUCUGUUUUUCUGCCACAGAAUCACUUACAGGUGGAUUGUGGUAGUAUUGUUUUGGUGUCCAAAGGUAUAUCAAACUUGGUGUUUCAGACAAUGCUGUUCAUAAGAGGGAUCUUGGUAGCCAGGUAGCAAGAAUGAGCAUUUGAAAAUAUUUGAGGCUUUUCCCAGAAUAGUUCCAAAGGCUUAAGUUCAGCAUUGCAAGGUUGAUGUUCUUCAGUCCUUCUGACACCACAGUAGUGAUGCUCUUUAUCAAUGUAACGGAGCUUUUUCACCUCUGGUGCCAAGGAGGCUCUGUAGCUGGUAUUGGGGUUUUCACUUAGUUUGGUCUCUAAAGGUUGAGAAUUGGGCCCCAGUGUAGAUCUCGGACAAACAUUGGUACGAAAGCAAUUUACUAGUGAGUGACAAGGAUAUACUCCCAUGUCACAUGAUUUUUUUUUGCCUGAGUGGUCCCGUCCAAGGAAGGAUAUAAAGGUGCUACAUUGAUUCCUGUUGGAUCAUUUACUUAGGGCCACUUUGACAUGAAAAGUGCUUUUGUACUGAAAUGUGGCCUGGAGUGAAUAAAUGGAUGUUGACUGCUAUGGCAUUCGGUGCUCUUGCCUCUUCCUGUUCAUCGUAAAAGAAGGCAGGGGAACGGUUGGCACAGGUAUCUCCCAUGAGCAAAGAAAAACCUAUUCUGUUUGUUUUUACUGGGGGGAAUGCAGUAACUUGAUGGGAAUCUAACUCUAUUCUGUUGCAGCAUUCGUAAUGGCCCCUAGCAUGGUGGUGUUGGGGCCAUUGGUGUUGGAGAAGACUCCUUGCAUGGCUUUGGGUAUCUUGUAAAUGACAUUGGGAAGUCAGGAAGGGGCCCAUUCUGGUAAAAGGAUCACAUGCUGUUCUACACAAUACAGGAGCUGGUGUAAAAUUGUAAAAAAUAUUACAUUAAAGUACAUGAAAACCACAA